Messenger RNA from Paramuricea clavata, 680 nucleotides. NCBI's taxonomy places the organism in Eukaryota, Metazoa, Cnidaria, Anthozoa, Malacalcyonacea, Plexauridae. The record is from the annotation of a GenBank genome assembly.
AUGGAGGAAAGCGUUCCUGUUUCUUGUUCGGAAGAAUUCGACAGUUUCUCGUGUGUUUUGUGUUUCCGUGUGAUUGAAAAAGCCCACGAAAGAUAUUUAGUGUUAGGGAAGUCCAAAUUUAAUGUGAAAGAGGCCAUCGAGAAAUUACCUUUUGAAGUAUCGUAUAUUUCUUCCGCUCAUAUCUGCCGACAGUGUUUGGCCAAAUUACAAAAAAGAUCAAGCUUACUUUUGCAAGAAAGAAACAUUGUUGCGGAGCUCACUAGUGUUUACCAGAAAGGAAAAUAUAAAAGGCAGCAAGAUACGACAGAAGAGGGACCAGUAACAAAACGAUCGAACGUGUCCAUCGCAGAUGUCGAGACAACAUCAAAGGCUAAGCCAGCGUUUCAACAAGGUAAAAGUAAAACUUCUCGUGAAUUGGAUUUCUUAAUCGCUAGUUCUCCUCCGACUGUUCCAUUAAGUCAUUCCACUCCUGUUAAAGAACACCAACCCGCUAGAACAUCUGUGAACGUAAGAGUAUCAUGGCCGAGUAAAACUGUUGAAAAACAAUUGCAUCCAGACUUAGAGUCACUAUGGAAAAUGCUGGUCCGUGGUACUUAUAAACAAAUAGCCAAUGCAGCAUGGAACAGCAAACAGAUCAGAAAGCAUCUCACCGUCAACGUCCUAAAACAAAUUGACAAGGA